Molecule: messenger RNA, 1116 nt
Organism: Xiphophorus maculatus (southern platyfish)
Lineage: Eukaryota; Metazoa; Chordata; Actinopteri; Cyprinodontiformes; Poeciliidae
Product: gastrula zinc finger protein XlCGF8.2DB-like
Exons: 1
Coding region: 29-1063 (344 amino acids)
Source: RefSeq, a predicted model, not a curated record
UAGUCUAAAACAGAGUUUAACUGAGCACAUGAUGAUUCAUACUGGUGAAAAGCCGUUUUCAUGUGUGAACUGUGGGAACAGUUUUAAUCGAAAACGCAGUUUAACUCAGCACAUGAUGAUUCAGACUGGUGACAAGUCAUUUUCAUGUGUGACCUGUGGAAAAAGUUUCAGUGGAAAAUAUAAUUUAACUCAGCACAUGAUGAUUCAUACUGGUGAAAAGCCAUUUUCAUGUGUGACCUGUGGGAAAAGUUUUAUUCGAAAACAGAGUUUAACUCAGCACAUGAUGAUUCACACUGGUGACAAGUCAUUUUCAUGUGUGACCUGUGGAAAAAGUUUCAGUGGAAAAUAUAAUUUAACUAAGCACAUGAUGAUUCACACAGGUAAAAAGCCGUUUUCAUGUGUGACCUGUGGAAAAAGUUUUCUUCAAGAACCGCAUUUAACUAGGCACAUGAUGAUUCACACUGGUGAAAAGCCGUUUUCAUGCGUGACCUGUGGAAAGAGUUUUCUUCAAGAACCGCAUUUAACUAGGCACAUGAUGAUUCACACUGGUGAAAAGUCAUUUUCAUGCGUGAACUGUGGAAAAAGUUUCAGUGGAAAAUAUAAUUUGACUCAGCAUUUGAGGAUUCACACUGGUGAAAAGCAGUUUUCAUGUGUGACCUGUGGGAAAAGUUUUAUUCGAAAACAUGAUUUAACUCAGCACAUGAUGAUUCACACUGGUGAAAAGCCGUUUUCAUGUGUGAACUGUUUAAAAAGUUUUAGUCAUAAAGCAAAUUUAACUAAGCACAUGAGGAUUCACAAUGGUGAAAAGCCGUUUUCAUGUGUGACCUGUGGAAAAAGUUUUAUUCGAAAACAGGAUUUAACUGAGCACAUGAUGAUUCACACUGGUGAAAAGCCGUUUUCAUGUGGAAAUUGUGGAAAACGUUUUUGUCAAAAAAACCAUUUAAUUCGGCACAUGAGGAUUCACACUGAAAAGCCAUUUUCAUGUGUGACCUGUUUCAAAAGUUUUAGUCAUAAACAGUGUUUAAUUCGGCACAUGAUGCGUCACACAGUUGAAAAGCUGUAGAAGUAUGUUCCAUAAAUGUCCUAUGUUGUAUUUGUUAAAUGUGAUCAUUUUGA